GUGGAGACUGAAGAUCUGCACAUGUGAGGAAGCAGGGAGCUACAGUGGCCCUCAGCCCAGUCUGCGGGUCUUCCCUCUACCUCACACUGAACUCAGAAGGGAAGGAAGGAGAGACGCACAUGGGAUUCUCCCACCUCAGAAGUAUUGUGACAGCACCGCAUAACCACGGUUUGCUCUUUUACAAGCAGCCUCACAAGUGUGGGUUGUGGGUGUGCGCUGGAGCAGUGCCACUCGUAGCUGUUUGGAUACCACAGGUGCUCUUCUGUCUCAUCUGCUGUACUCGGAGGCGAGCGCAGUGGCCUGACUCAUGGGAAAUGACUCAGCAGGCGGCAACUACUUUUGAAAAGGAUCAUGAUUUCCGAGCUACUUUAUAAUCAAGACAAGCAUUUGUUAACAUACUGUUUUGGAAUGUUGGCUGUAAUGUAACAGCAGUUUUCAUAAUAAAUGACAUUCAUCUCUACGAAGCUGUUCUAUGACUGUGGAAGAAAUGACAUGGGGCAGACUGUACUUUAAAGAGUGCUCAGUUUACAGUAUUCUUUCUCCACAUUGUAAUCCAUGCCUCAGACCUCAGGAACCCCUGGGGUUUUUAAUUCACUUAACUACUAGCCAAUUUCUGGCAAAGAGCAAGUUAAUUCUGAUCCCGAUAACCCAGAGACAAAGGUCUCCAAGGAAAACUGCUGCUGUAAGAGUCUGCUCGCAAUGCCGCAUUUCCAGAAGGCACCAGCAGCAGCUACAGAUAAUCCUCCAGCAGGGAGGAUGAGACAGUCUGACAGAGGAGCAGAGCUGACCAAUGAGGACAGAGCUCUUCCCACGCCACCUGAUCCUGAGAAUGGUCUCUCUGGGAUCCUGAGGCUCCUACUGCAGGAACUGAGCCUUUUCUACAGCCGAGAUGUGAAUGGUCUGUGUCUCUUAUAUGACCUCCUCCAUUCACCAUGGCUGCAGGCUCUGCUCAAGGUCUACGACUGCCUCCAGAGGUUUAAAGAGAAGAAGCUAGUUCCUGAUACAACUCAUGCACAGAUCUUAGCCUGUGAGGUCUUGGAGCUGUUACCCAAAGCUUCCGGUUCCCCCGAGAUCCAAGAGCUAAGACAAGUCCUUCAGGCUCCUCACUGCAAGGCCUUGCUGAGUGCCCAUGACACAGUGGCUCAGAAAGACUUUGAACCCCUUCUCCCCCCACUGCCAGACAAUAUCCCCGACAGUGAAGAAGCAAUGAGGAUUGUUUGUCUGGUGAAAAACCAACAGCCCCUGGGAGCAACCAUCAAGCGUCAUGAGAUAACAGGGGAUAUCCUGGUGGCCAGGGUCAUCCAUGGCGGGCUGGUGGAGAGGAGCGGGUUGCUGUAUGCUGGAGACAAACUGGUGGAAGUGAAUGGAGUUUCAGUAGAGGGCCUGGACCCUGAGCAAGUGAUCCAUAUUUUGGCUAUGUCUUGUGGUACGAUCAUGUUCAAGGUGAUUCCGGUCUCUGCCCCGCCUGUGAGCAGCCAGAAGAUGGUUUAUGUUCGCGCCAUGAUUGAUUACUGGCCCCAAGAGGAUCCCGACAUCCCCUGCAUGGAUGCUGGGCUGCCUUUCCUGAAAGGGGACAUUCUACAGAUUGUGGACCAGAAUGAUGCCCUCUGGUGGCAGGCCCGGAAAAUCUCAGACCUCACCAUCUGUGCUGGGCUAAUCCCUUCUAACCACCUUCUGAAGAGGAAGCAGCGGGAGUUCUGGUGGUCUCAGCCGUACCAACCUCACACCUGCCUCAAAUCCACCCGAGCACUGUCUAUGGAGGAAGAAGACAGCAUGAAGAUUGAUGAGAAGUGUGUGGAAGCAGAUGAAGAAACUUUUGAAUCUGAGGAACUCGCAGAAGCUAAGGACGAAUUUGUCGGCGAUGGGCAGAAGUUCUUUAUCGCUGGGUUCCGCCGCAGCAUGCGCCUCUGUCGCAGGAAGUCUCACUUCAGCCAGCUGCAUGCCAGCCUGUGCUGCAGCUGCAGCUGCUACAGUGCCGUGGGCGCUCCUUACGAGGAGGUGGUGAGGUACCAGCGGCAGCCGGCGGACAAACACCGCCUCAUAGUGCUUGUGGGACCUUCUGGCGUUGGAGUCAAUGAACUGAGAAGACAGCUCAUUGGAUGUAACCCCAGCUGUUUUCAAAGUGCUGUGCCACAUACCACCCGUUUCCCAAAGAGUUAUGAAAUGGAUGGACGUGAGUAUCACUACGUGUCAAGGGAAACAUUUGAAAGCCUCAUGUACGGACACAAGAUGCUGGAGUAUGGUGAGUACAAGGGCCACCUGUACGGAACCAGUGUGAACGCUGUACACGCCGUCCUUGAUGAAGGCAAGAUCUGCAUCAUGGAUCUAGAGCCUCAGGAUAUUCAGUCGGCUCGAACCCGUGACUUGAAGCCCUACGUUAUAUUUAUUAAGCCACCUAACACGAGCUCCAUGAGACACUCUCGGAAAAACGCUAAGAUCACCACUGACUACUAUGUGGACAUGAAGUUCAAGGAUGAAGACCUACAAGAGAUGGAGGAGUUAGCCCAGAAAAUGGAGAGUCAGUUUGGCCAGUUUUUUGAUCACGUGAUUGUGAAUGACAACUUGCAAGAUGCAUGUGGCCAGCUGUUGUCCGCCAUACAGAAGGCUCAGGAAGAACUGCAGUGGGUGCCAGAGGCAUGGGUUUCCCCUGACACUGAAUCUUAAUCUAGUGUCCUGCUUAAAGCUGGAAGCUUCAUAGUGUGCCCUAAAGAUCCGGAAUAACGGCUGCCAUUGAAAACAGCAGUGUUUGACCCAUUAGAACUGCGACUAUGAAGUCCUUAUUGUAUAGCUAUAAAUAGCAUCCUAUACAUAUACAGAGCUACUCAUUUGGCUCUCAGGCAUUUUCCCGAUGUUUCCCCAUAUGAGCUAAUGGCAGGUAUGUGACAAUGUUGUCACUGAAUGUGAGCAUUUUAUAGAUUUCAUAUGGUGUUUUGUAAGAUGUAACUCUUCUAAAUAAACCAGUCUACUUAAUGACAAACUGUA
Messenger RNA from Mus musculus (house mouse), 2982 nucleotides. RefSeq names its product membrane protein, palmitoylated 4 (MAGUK p55 subfamily member 4) (gene Mpp4). Gene Ontology annotation, biological process: intracellular protein localization. The transcript is spliced from 23 exons. The record is from RefSeq and is marked validated. Bases 700 to 2664 code for a protein of 654 amino acids. Lineage: Eukaryota; Metazoa; Chordata; Mammalia; Rodentia; Muridae. Gene Ontology annotation, cellular component: cytoplasm; cytosol; adherens junction.